Molecule: messenger RNA, 585 nt
Organism: Didymella exigua CBS 183.55
Lineage: Eukaryota; Fungi; Ascomycota; Dothideomycetes; Pleosporales; Didymellaceae
Exons: 2
Coding region: 1-585 (194 amino acids)
Source: RefSeq, a predicted model, not a curated record
AUGGCUACAUGCAAGGACCUCCCUCCAGAGAUCUUCGAAAUUAUCCUCAAAUGGAUCGCGAACAACGACAUAUGGACCUACCGCCAGGUAACACAAGCCCUUGCAGCCCUUAUGAGGACCUGUCGCAGCUUCAAGCAAAACAAUAUCUGUACUCCAGAUACGAAUGCGCCUAUCGAGACCCAUUGCCCGGACAACAUCGCCUCCCGCGAAGACCGCGCCCUCAAGUUCGAUAACCUCGCCGGCCUCCUCGCCCUGAACGGCCUGGGCGGGAUCGAAAUGGCCCUGCACGUCGAGAAUGCGACGCCUAUCCUUCCACGGCUGGUUAUGAAUAGACUCGGCUUAUCAGGACAGUGGCUCAACACCGGAUUUGCUUCUUCGGUCCUGUUUGAGCAGGUCGUUGACUACGAUGUGCGUGAUGAGGGCUGUGAGAAGAGCGUCGAAGAGGAGGAGGCCGAGUUGAGGGUGUCUACCGAGAUGUUCGAAAUCACCGAGGACGGGGGGAACGCGGAUAUGUCUGAUCUUCCUGGAGACGAGGCAGACCCGAAUGUAUUUGAUGUGCUUGGGGAUGAAGUGGAGUGUCCGUGA